GCCUUUGUCAUCAACGACAAGCAGGUCUUUGAAAUGAAGCUCAAUUACGAUGCUGGGAAUCGAAUUGCGGAGAGUCGAGUGACUGUUGGGCGGUCUACGAGGCAGGAACAGUUGGGAUACGAUGCUGAUGGGCAUUUGCGUUUUGUGAAGGGCCGGCGGUCAUUUGAGUACUCGUACGAUGCUAAUGGCAAUUGCGUGAGGAUCGCUGAGGAAGGAGAGACUUGGAUGCUGAGUUAUGACAAGGCGGAUCGGCUCACUGACUUUGGCGAACACGUUUGGAAUCGAUACGACUCGGACGGUCGCGUUCGUCAGACCCGAGACAUCCGGUUCACGUACAACUCGAAAUCCCAGCUGAUGCACGCUGUGCAACCCGACGGGUUCCGUCGCUGGUACAUCUACGACCACAGAGACCGACUCGCAGCCUGGCUCGACGACCGCGGGAACAGAACCCAGUUCCUCUACGGCGACCCAACCCACCCGCAUCGCGUCACCCACAUUUUCUACCCGGUCACGAAGCAAACCCUGUUACUGGUCUACAACCACCUGGGUCACCUGAUUUCCCUCGACGACGCAGGCCGGAAGUACGUGGUUGCCACGGACCAAGUCGGGUCGCCGUUGGCAUUGUUCGACACCCGCGGCGGCGUCGCCAAGGAAAUCGUGAGGGCGCCGUUUGGACGCGUCGCUGAGGACACGAACCCGGGGAUCCACGUGCCGCUCGAUUUCCACGGGGGGAUCCGGGAUCCUCUCACCCAGCUCGUCCACUUUCCAGAGGGCGUUUAUGACCCGUUUUCGCGCCAGUGGCUGAACCCGAGGUGGACGGAUGUGCUGCACUUGUUGCCCCUGCCUGCUGCUCUGUUCCCGUACCGAUUCAAGAAUAAUGACCCUACCCGAGACAUCCGGUUCACGUACAACUCGAAAUCCCAGCUGAUGCACGCUGUGCAACCCGACGGGUUCCGUCGCUGGUACAUCUACGACCACAGAGACCGACUCGCAGCCUGGCUCGACGACCGCGGGAACAGAACCCAGUUCCUCUACGGCGACCCAACCCACCCGCAUCGCGUCACCCACAUUUUCUACCCGGUCACGAAGCAAACCCUGUUACUGGUCUACAACCACCUGGGUCACCUGAUUUCCCUCGACGACGCAGGCCGGAAGUACGUGGUUGCCACGGACCAAGUCGGGUCGCCGUUGGCAUUGUUCGACACGCGCGGCGGCGUCGCCAAGGAAAUCGUGAGGGCGCCGUUUGGACGCGUCGCUGAGGACACGAACCCGGGGAUCCACGUGCCGCUCGAUUUCCACGGGGGGAUCCGGGAUCCUCUCACCCAGCUCGUCCACUUUCCAGAGGGCGUUUAUGACCCGUUUUCGCGCCAGUGGCUGAACCCGAGGUGGACGGAUGUGCUGCACUUGUUGCCCCUGCCUGCUGCUCUGUUCCCGUACCGAUUCAAGAAUAAUGACCCUGUGAACCCGGGGAACCCUGGGGGCGCUCCAUCUCUUAUGGGACUAGAAGACUGGAUUAAGUACUUCGGAUACAAUUGGGAGAACUUGCUUGCCAAAGAAUAUCUGCAACACUCGUGGCAAAAGUCGUUGACAGCUGUUCCCAAACUUCCUGAUUGGAUUCUACCGAACUUCGAGGUUGGAUCAGGUUUGGAUUGCUUCAUUCGCACCAUCGACGCGAAUCUGCGAACUCUGGACUUUUCGCCAGUGUCGAGCAUCCGCGCAUCCAGUCCUUUGUUUUGGCCUGCAAAAUUGCCGUCGUUGGCACACAAAUCGCCGCCUUUCGGUCGCGGAAUAACGGUGUCGAACGAAGCCGGAAGAGCCGUGAUUGCUGACGUUAGGAGUGCCAAUGCCAUUUUGCGUGACGUCGUCACUUCCGUGCUCAACAAUUCGCACUUCCUCGAUUUUCACGUCAAUGCUGGACCCGUGGAGAGGUUUUAUUUCGUCAAAACGAAUGUCGCCAGACUCGAUGACGUGAACCUUCAUCAUCAUGGCAACUCCAAACUCAACUUGGAACAACUUCGACGCAUUAUCGGAGUCUUCACUGUUAAUGCGGAAAAGACCAAAACCGGGUCGGAAGUGACUGUGACAAAUUCCGAGGCGGAAAUCGUCAUCCGUUACGGAGAAUCCGUGGUGCAAGAGAAGAGUUCCAUCUUGAAAGAGCUGAACAAGAUGGCUGUGGAAAAGGCGUGGGAGCGGGAAGCAGACAUGGCCGUAGCAGGUGCCUACUCAUUGCAGGACUGGAGCCAGAACGAACUUGCUCAGUUGCUCAAGAGAGGCAAAGUAAACGGGUACCACGCGAACCAGAUCCACAGCGUUUACGAGUACCCGGACCUGGUGGACGACCCAGCAAACGUCCUCUUUGUCAAAUCUACGAAAAAUAGAAGAACGAGGAGGAAAAUCCGGAAAUACCAACCAGGGUUCGGCCAGUUUUCCUACAGAUGAUUCGAACAAGAUUUCCUGAGUCUCAUACAACGAGAGUCCGUGAUAUAAAAAAAAAACGAAAAAAAUCGCUUUCGGCCCGCACAAAAAAAAAAGUUAUUCAUGUGUAAGGAAGGAACAAGCCAUCGAAUGACAGGCUGUUUUCUUUUCUAUUUUUAGUUUUGACGGCGAUUUUUUUUAUUUAUUUUAUAGGGAAGAAAUUUGUUUUCAUUUGUUGCUUAGCACUUUCUUUAUUUUCCGGGAAUCGUCGAGCUUUUGCGCGCCGAAUUCGGUGAUCUGUUUGUCAUUUAUUCUCCCAGCAGAAAUGUGGGCCGAAGCCGUUGUUGACAUUCCAGUGCAAUUUUUUAAUCUUCUAAACGAGAUGUUUUCGUUGUGAUUUUCAGCUUUGAUUUGGAUUCAAAGUUUUCAUAAUUUGGACGGAAAACUCUCGCUUUAAGCGCUGACUCAUUUUUUGUAUACUCUAUAGCGAAGGUUUUACUGCAUAUCUCUUUUUAGUCGUGUACUUCACAAAAAAUUGAAACGAAAAAUUUUCUUUGCCCUUGAGACCCUGUUCAUGCUUCCGCCCCGAAUUUUUUUUUUUAAAGGGAACAGUUGUUGGUGUGUAUUUUUCUCGAGGGUUGUUAGAUCUUGUUUUCGGCCCUUUAGUCGUGCGUGAAACGUCGAUAAUCGAAGCGGAAUUUUUAAUCGAGUAAUUUCCGGAUUUGGUGGCUGUGGAAUUGAAUGGAUUUUAUUUGUGCGUGUGUGUGUGGGUGUGUGUGAGCAAAGUUCGGAAAUUUUUCCCGAAAGGCAAUCCAAGUUGGUCUGAUGGUCGACCCGACGGGGUCGUGUUUUUUCUAGUCCGAUUGUUUGCGAUGAAUCUCUGUGGCUUUUUUUCCAUUGCGAGUGAAUGAUGACAUGCGAUGUAAAUCUUUAUUCCUCCCUGGAUUUUCGUCCAAAUAUACUCACUGAAAUCCAGGGCUUUUUUUUUUUUUGGAGAAUGUGGUGAAAUGAGGCCCUGUUUUGAAGAAAACAUCUUCCCUGGAAUUUUUUUUUGUCUGAUGCUGGUAAACGUCGGUCAUUCGCAGUCUUUUUGCUGCAUUCGAGAUCGAUUCGAGCGUGUCCCUUAUUCUUCGAUGGAUAGUUUUUAAACUUAAUCCGGCGUUUAGGAAUUGUGAGAAAUUCCGAUGAUGUGAAAGUAACAUGCGUUUUGACCAACGAA
Messenger RNA from Notodromas monacha, 3634 nucleotides. Lineage: Eukaryota; Metazoa; Arthropoda; Ostracoda; Podocopida; Cyprididae. The record is from the annotation of a GenBank genome assembly.